UUGCUGCGUUCUGGACGUAUCUCUGGAUUGACCGUAAAUGGAGGCUGGUCCGUCUGGGGGUCUUGGAGCCAAUGUAGUCGGGACUGCAGCUCGGGGGUCCGAAACCGCAAACGCACCUGCUCCAACCCCAAACCCAAAUAUGGAGGAGUCACCUGCCUGGGGCCUGCCCAGGAGUUUCAGGAGUGCAAUACUACACCAUGUCCAGUGGAUGGGAGCUGGUCGUGCUGGUCACCUUGGUCUAAAUGCUCAGUGACAUGCGGAGGAGGCCACUACAUGCGCACACGCACCUGUAACAACCCUCCACCUGCCUACGGAGGUGACAUCUGCCUGGGUUUGCAUACUGAAGAGGCCCUCUGCAACAUCCAACCCUGCCCUGAGAGCUGGUCUGAUUGGUCCGAAUGGUCCCCCUGUGACUCAUCAGGGUCUCAGGUUCGCCUGCGGCACUGUGACGUCCUGUUUCCCACCGGCAACCAGUGCUCAGGCAACAGCAGUGAAACUCGUGCCUGUCUACCCAUCUCCAACUUCAUCCCAGAAACGUCUGUUGCACGUUCAAGUCGGGAGGAACAAUGGUGUGGAGACUUCAAUGUGUUCCACAUGAUCGCCGUGGGUCUGAGCAGCUCCAUACUCGGCUGUCUGGUGACCCUACUGGUGUACACUUACUGUCAGAGAUACCAGCAGCAGUCCCAUGAUGCCACAGUCAUCCACCCCAUCUCUGCCGCCCCACUCAACACCAGCAUCACCAACCACAUCAACAAACUGGACAAGUACGACUCAGUUGAAGCCAUUAAGGCUUUCAAUAAGAAUAACUUGAUCCUGGAGGAAAGAAAUAAGUAUUUCAACCCUCAGCUAGCAGGAAAAACAUAUACCAACGCAUACUUCACUGACGUCAACACUUAUGACGACUUUUAAAAAUGGAUCUGUGAUUCCAAUCAUCUUCACCACAUUAACUUCAGCACCUAGUGAUUUUAUUUUUUUGCCUCUUUUUCUCCGUGGGUUACCCGGAUAAUUAAAAAAGACAUUUUACGUGGGACCAUUUUACCAUCAAAUGCCAAUAAAGCUGUACAGAACCAUUCUCACAGUUAACAAGGACAUCAUGCUCUCCAGUUGUGCGGACAUCGUUAAAUGAAAUUGAACUAUGGUGGACAAAUAAAGCAGGCGAUUUGAUUCAACCGAGAUGCUGAUAAACUCUCGCCGCAGAGAUGGCACAUGGAUGCUUUGCAUGAUCUCAUCUGAUGUGUUUUGCUUUCAUUUAUUUGCAUGGUUGGUCGCAUUCCAGUGUUAGUGGGCGGGGCCUGUGUCCUAAAUGGGUGGAGUUUCCUGUGCCGAAUCAGAAGCCCCUGUGCCUCACUGAGGACCAACGGUGGUCUCCAGUUCAUCUGCCUGCCCUAUCACUAGGUUUUGCCGCAACAGACAAACACAAUCCAUAUGUAGAUACCACAGUCUCUGAAAAAUGUGUUCAUGUAUCUUUCAAUAUGGGGCACUUGUUAGUCGAACUCUUAGUGGUGGGAAUCUGUGUUUUUGUUGUAAAAUACACUUUUCAUGACACAUAUGUCAGUGUAGCAUUUAUAGAUGAGUCUAUUCUGAAAAAGAAGUGUUUGUUUGUUUCAAAGUAACCCUGUUUAGUCAUCAAAACAUGACUUGUCAUAUUAACAUUCGUCUUUAUGUGGUGUAAGGUCUGCAAAAAAGAGAGAAUGUGAAACGCUACAGGACCUUUUUAUGUAAAACAUUGAUCAUUUGAAUAUUAUCGACAUGUUUCUAUUUGUUUAGUUGUUUAAUAGUUCAAAAUUUCAUGAGAAAACAAGUAUUAUCUGUAAAAACAAACUGCUUUCUAGCACAAAGAACUGCUUUUUCAGCUUUUAUUUUCUUUCAUUUUCAAAUAUUUGAAUGAAUUUACUUAACCAUAAACUUAACCAUUCAUCCAUUAUGGAGAGGUGCUUGGGAAUCCACUUUUUCAAUUUCUACUAAUUCUUUUCUACUUGUAAAACUUUGUUUGCUUGUUUUAUGUGCAUAAAUUAAAA
This is a messenger RNA of Sinocyclocheilus anshuiensis, 2018 nucleotides long. RefSeq names its product semaphorin-5A-like. The transcript is spliced from 6 exons. Lineage: Eukaryota; Metazoa; Chordata; Actinopteri; Cypriniformes; Cyprinidae. The coding region runs from base 274 to 909 and encodes 211 amino acids. The record is from RefSeq and is a predicted model, not a curated record.